AUGUCGAGGCACGACAAACCUGAAAUUGAUGCGCCCGUGGUCCGUGUCAUGGUCCUCGAGACCGACAUGCCGCAUCCUGAUACUCAGACUGAGAAGGGUUCAUUUGGGGAUAUCCUCCACCACCACUUCACGGAAGCGGGCAAAGAGCACCAUCCGCCGCUUGGUGUUGAGACGGACCAAGUCUUUGUCGUCACCGAGCAAGGUGGCCGGCUACCAACGUGUGAUGAGUUUGACGGCUUUGACGGGCUGUUAAUCACGGGCAGCAUGUAUGAUGCCCACGGAAACAACCAAUGGAUUCUUGACUUGCUCGAGCUACUACGAGAACUUUGGUUGAAGAAGGAGAAGUUCUAUUUCACGGGAGUAUGCUUUGGGCACCAGCUCCUCUCGCGCCUCUUGGGGGCCAAGGUCGCCCCAUCGCCCAAGGGUGACUGGGAACUAGGCCAUAGUGCCAUCACGCUCACAUCUACGGGCCAGCGACUCUUCCGCACCAAGGACGACACGGUCUACCUACACCAGAUGCAUCAAGACCAAGUCGUAGCGCCGCCCAGCUCUGAGACGGCCGGUGGGCUGCUCGCGCCAGGCACCAAGGUCGAGUGCUGGGGGCGCAGCGAGCAUACCGCGGUGCAGGGGCUAUUCAUCAAGAAGAGGCUAUUCACGACCCAGGCUCAUCUUGCUUUCGACGAGGACAUGGUCAAGAGGCAAAUCGAGAUGCGGGAGGAAGCCGGGUCGUUGACAGAUCGUCAGCAUGCGGACCGGGCCAAGGAGACGGCGGAUAUAGAGCAUGACGGCAGAGAGGUGGCUAAGGCGAUCCUGCGCCUGUUCUCGUACGACGACGAUGGGUGGGAUGAAAUCGACGGAAUCUAG
Clonostachys rhizophaga is the source of this 864-nucleotide messenger RNA. Lineage: Eukaryota; Fungi; Ascomycota; Sordariomycetes; Hypocreales; Bionectriaceae. The record is from the annotation of a GenBank genome assembly.